Molecule: messenger RNA, 1578 nt
Organism: Coccinella septempunctata (seven-spotted ladybird)
Lineage: Eukaryota; Metazoa; Arthropoda; Insecta; Coleoptera; Coccinellidae
Exons: 2
Coding region: 1-750 (249 amino acids)
Source: RefSeq, a predicted model, not a curated record
AUGAAGCUAGAACUAGAAGAAUACGAUUAUCAUGAAAACAACCAGAAUCAUUCUAAUCUUCCUUCAGAACUCUCAGUUGAAGAAGUUCCUGUCAUCAAACAAGAAACUGUCAUAAUAUCUACAGAGGCUGCCAGAAAUAUGCUGCAAAAUAAUAUGGAAAUCACAAUUGAAGAAAGUUUGGACAAGACAAUGGAACCUCAAACAGGUAUUCAUUUUUUAACAGAUGACGAGAAUGGAGUAAAAGUGGAAAAUGAGGAUAAUUACGAGAAAAAGAAAUGUGAAUUAUUGGAAUAUUUAAUCCAAUCUGAUGGUAGUGUGGUUUGUAAGUUAUGUGGAGAAGUAUUAGCUUCACGAACUCAUUGGUACAGACAUAAAUACAAAGUACAUGUCAACAGUUUAAUACACCCAGCACCCCUUUUCAAGUGCAGCCAUUGCAACGCCUUCUUCAAAAGUAGAAAAGGAUACAUGGGGCAUUAUGCAGCCAGACAUUCAGAAAUAAAUGAAUCGCCAAUCGGGGAGGAGUUUGAUAGCAAUAAUAUAAAAGAGGAGAUUACGGAGCCUUCUGAAACAAAAAUAAAUAUGGGAAGAAAAAAAGAGAAAUCAGCAGAAUGGGAAGAAAAAAGAGAGAAGGAGGAAAAACUUGUAGCUGAUAUCAUAGAUAGGGUAAGAAAAGAAUGUGAGGCUCAAGGAGCUCUCUUGAAUCGAAGAGGUUAUAGCAGGAGGUCUACUGUUAUGAAUACUUGUCGCUGAGAUAUUGUGUAAAGAAGUGCCAAAAUCCUAGAAUGAUCAGAAUCGCUCUAAAGUUUUGCUCAUGUAUUUUAUUUUUGUUUUUGUAAAAAUCAAUUACGAGUUUUUUGUUGAAAUUUUUCUGAACUUGGGGGACAAAUCAAAAUGGCUUGUAAAGGUCCAUUUAUAUCUACAGACAUUCAGCGUUGCCGUAGCGUUUGUCUGCAGAUAUCCACAAACACUGUCGUCGGCUUCGGUCAUUCUUAUGCUGGAUAUAGACGAAGGCACCGCACCCUAGUCGAGCCGACUACGAAAAUGUCACUGAAAUACUGAAAACGAACUAUCGUCAUAAAAACAACAAAUGCUCUUUCUAGGGUGCGUUGCCUACGUCUGAAUUUUUCAUUACUUAUACAUAGAGAAACGUCUUUAGGAAUACGAUGUUCUAUUUAUUUAUACCGACCGGCAGGCACCCGCAGAUACCGCAGAGAGACAAUAUGUCUGUAUGUAUGAAUGGAGCGUAAGAUUUUAUUUCAUGCCUUCGGAUUGCCAUCAGUUCAUAUUUCCUCCUCAUUUGAGUGUGGAUAAAGAUUUCAUUUGCCCUUAUUUUGGCUGAAAUAAAAAUGAAACAACUUCAUUCGUCGGUACUGUCAAAUUUUCUAGCUUGAUCAAAGAUUGGAGAGAAGAAUCUUUGACCUUGAUGAUAAAGCAGCUUCUCAACACUUCCUUUUUCAAUUUCGUUAAGGGUUGUAGGUUUCUACCAAAAUUAUUCACGUUUCCUUGUUUUUACUCCUUGUCUCUACAUUGGAGAAGGAAUUAUCAGCUUUACAUUUUGUUUCCUUCAUAUUGGGGGUU